AUGGCUGACACCACCAAAUACACCCCCAUAGCCACCACCACAACCACUCCCAACAACUUCCACAAACUCGACUUCAAAAACCUCCUCUCCAUUCUCAAAACCAAAACCACCAUCGCUUUUGCUUACGCUUUUAUGCUCAUUUUCAUUGCCAUGCUCAUUUUCAUUGCCUUCACUCUCUUCCUUGCUUUUUCCCCUUCCUCCACCACCACAAUUUCCCCAACACCUACCUUUUCCACUUCUCAAUUUUCCUCCAUUUUCUCAUACCUUUUCCCAAACACCACCACUUCACAAACUCCUGAUCCAUUUCAAAACAACACUUCCACAACUAGAUCCGCCAAUGCAACUUCUCAAUCUCAAUCUUCAAAAAACUCAUCACAAGAUGCAGUUACUAUUCCUGUUCAAAUUCCAAUUCCUACCACAAACAAAACUCAAAUUGUGGAAAUAGAACCGUCUAGCGUCACAAAUCAAACCACAAAUGUUACUGUUCAAGGAGUUGCUCCAGUUACUCCUCCUCAACAGAAUUUGAGUUCUAAUUCUUCACUGAAAGGUGUUGAUUUGAAAAACUACACGGCUUCACUUGCUAAGAAAAAGAACAAUGGGAACAACAAGUACGCGGAGUUGAUGGAAUCUCUGAUGAAUUGUGAUUUUUUUCAUGGUGAAUGGGUUAAAGAUGAUUCUUAUCCUCUUUAUAAACCUGGUUCUUGUUCAAUUAUUGAUGAACAGUUCAAUUGUAUAAGAAAUGGAAGACCUGAUCAUGAUUAUCAGAAAUACAAAUGGAAACCUAAGGGAUGCAGUCUCCCAAGGUUGGAUGGCCAUAAAUUGCUUGAUUUGUUGAGAGGGAAGAGACUGGUUUUUGUUGGUGAUUCUCUCAAUAGGAAUAUGUGGGAAUCACUUAUUUGUAUACUUAAAAAUUCUGUGAAAGAUAAAAAGAAUGUUUAUGAAGCAAAUGGAAGAGUCCAUUUUAGAGGGGAAGCUUCUUAUUCAUUUGUGUUCAAAGAUUAUAACUUCUCUGUGGAGCUUUUUGUGUCACCGUUCUUGGUUCAAGAGUGGGAAAUGCCAGAUAAGAAUGGGACAAAGAAGGAAACACUUCGUCUUGAUUUAGUUGGUAGAUCUUCGGAUCAAUAUAAAGAUGCGGAUAUUAUUGUCUUUAAUACUGGUCACUGGUGGACUCAUGAUAAAACUUCUAAAGGGAAGGACUAUUACCAAGAAGGUAGCCAUGUCUAUGAUGAGAUGAAUGUUCUUGAAGCGUUCCGAAGAGCUAUAACAACUUGGGGUAGGUGGGUUGAUACCAACGUAAAUCCAUCCAAGUCCUUAGUCUUGUUUAGAGGCUAUUCUGCUUCCCAUUUCAGUGGUGGGCAAUGGAAUUCAGGUGGGCAAUGUGACCAUGAAACUGCGCCGAUCGACAACGAAAAGUACCUAACAGAGUACCCGCCUAAGAUGAGGGUCUUGGAGAAGGUGCUUAAGUAUAUGAAAACACCUGUAUCUUACCUAAAUAUCACUAGGAUGACAGAUUUUCGAAAGGACGGUCAUCCCUCGAUAUACCGGAAGCAAAAUCUGUCCCCAGAAGAAAGAAAAUCACCAUUGAGAUACCAAGACUGCAGUCAUUGGUGCCUUCCGGGUGUUCCUGAUGCGUGGAAUGAGAUUCUUUACGCGGAAAUACUAAUGAGAGAGUACCGAAAUCAACAUCAGCAGAAGGGAUCAUAG
Lathyrus sativus (Indian pea) is the source of this 1704-nucleotide messenger RNA. Lineage: Eukaryota; Viridiplantae; Streptophyta; Magnoliopsida; Fabales; Fabaceae. The record is from the annotation of a GenBank genome assembly.